AUGAUGAAAGGACCUGAUGCCUUAGUUAUCAAUGGAGAGUAUCUUCAUAUGCGGUGUUGUGCUCACAUCUUAAACUUGAUUGUGAGGGAUGACUUAUCUAAGGCAAAAACGAGUAUAUUGUCUAUCAGAAAUGCCAUUAAGUAUGUGAGAUCAUCUAGAGACAGGCUGAAAUCGUUUUUUCUGCGGGUUGAGACAGGGAAUGUAAGUCGAGGAAGCUUAUGUCUUGAUGUUGCAACCAGGUGGAACUCGACUUAUCUAAUGCUCGCAGCCACAAUUAAGUUUAGGGUUGCAUUUGAAAAGAUGCUGGCUGAAGACAAUCUCUAUAACGAGUACUUCAUGGAGACUGAAGAGAAUGCUGAAGAGAAUUCUGAAGGGGAUACGGGUGAGAAUGGUCGAAAGUGUGUUGGUCCACCUACUUUUGCUGAUUGGGAGCAGGUGCAGAGGUUAGUUAAAUUUUUGAAGAUCUUUUUCAAUUGCACUUUGUCCUUCUCGGCUACAAAAACAGUGACCUCUCCUGUUUGUUACAAUGAGCUGGUGAUCAUUAAGAGGAAUCUGAUCAACCUAAGCAUUAAUGGUGAUUUGCUACUAAAUACUGAAGCUAUGAUUAUGAGGGCAAAGUUUGAAAAGUAUUGGGAUGGUCUCAACAACAUGAAUCUGCUUCUUUAUGGCAAAGACAAUGUGGAAAGUACUCAUCUAAGAUCGUCUAUUAAGAGUGUGAUGAAGCUGAUGUAUGGAGAGUAUGUGGUGAAGCUGAGUGGACAUGAGCCUGGAAACUCAACCAAUGGUGGAACCAUUACUGAACCUGGACUGACAACCAAUGAUCUGUUUGAUUUGUCAGAUGACGGUUGUUAUGAGAGAAUGGAUAUGUUGUACUCUGAGAUGGUUGCUGAAACUUCAAAUGAGGAAUGUAGCAGUGAGCUUGAUAUUUACUUAUUGGAGAGACCUGUGAUAAGAACUCCAGCUGUUUUAGGAAUGGACUUUGAUAUUUUAUCUUGGUGUAGGCGUAACAGUUCAAAAUUCCCAGUCUUAUCCGAGGUAGCUAGAGAUGUCCUCGCCAUUCAAGUUUCAUCAGUUGCUUCUGAAUCUGCCUUCAGCACAAGUGGUCAGAUUUUGGACCCUUAUCGAAGCUCUAUGUCACCACACAUGGUUGAAACUUUAGUUUGCAAUCAACAAUGGCUGAGGAAUACCAUUUCUGCUGAGAAAUUAGCCAGCUUAGUUCAGAUGUUUGAGGAAUUGCAGUUUCAUGAGUCCUUAGCUUCACAGAGUGAGGGACACCCAUCCGCACAUCCAUGA
Molecule: messenger RNA, 1293 nt
Organism: Camelina sativa (false flax)
Lineage: Eukaryota; Viridiplantae; Streptophyta; Magnoliopsida; Brassicales; Brassicaceae
Source: RefSeq, a predicted model, not a curated record